Achroia grisella is the source of this 4872-nucleotide messenger RNA. RefSeq lists its product as uncharacterized. The coding region runs from base 128 to 961 and encodes 277 amino acids. The transcript has 3 exons. The record is from RefSeq and is a predicted model, not a curated record. NCBI's taxonomy places the organism in Eukaryota, Metazoa, Arthropoda, Insecta, Lepidoptera, Pyralidae.
AGUAAAUAAUAAUAAUUCCUCGGUUUAUAGUAUUCUUAUUUAGUUUAGUUACUCGUAUACUUAAAUAGCAUUAAAAAAAGUCAAUAAUUAUUGUGCUUGAAGAAAAUAAGGAUCUAUAAUAAUAAUUAUGAUUAUCCGAUGUGCCCUAAUAUUGUUAUUUCUGAAUUGUGUAAGACCGACUCGCAAUAUCCAUAGAAAUGUAGUGGCAUCUAAUAGUGAUUUUGAAAGGAGCAUCUCCUAUUCUUAUUGGCCAUCAAUUCAUAAUGCUGCAAAGAUGAUUAAGGUGCACAAGAGGGAUGUACAGGAUCAGGUUAUAUCUGAAGGUCAGGUUGUUAAAAAACCAUCUGCAUUGCCGUCAACGGAACCUGUUGAAAAGAAGGAUCAGAUUACAGAUGAAAAAAAAAUUGAGGUGCCAAAAGUUCCAGAAAAUGUCACAAUUACAAAUGGAACAGGUGCAGCAUCAGUAAUAGUAAAUGAGAAACAUGAAGAGAAGAAUGUAACAACAAAAUUAAAAUCAACCCCAUUAGAUCUCAACAGUCCUGGAGUGGUGAAGAGAGGUCUAAUUGUCUUUGGUGGUUUUGCUCUAUUGGCAGUAGCUUAUUUUAUAUUUUACAGGACGAAAAUCGGAAAAGGCGACGCCGGCAAUAAUUUGAAUGAUUCGAACCAGUUUCGAUAUGGUGUUCUACAAUCGGUUGAUAGAAAGCAUAAUUUAGAAUUAUCCAGGGUGCCUUUGACAAUGGAGUCGGACGAAGACGAAGACGAAGAUAUGGAAAUAUUUGAUUUAGGCCAGAAGAAGAAAUCACUGUCGUAUGUGAACCUACAGACCAAAGAUGAAGAUAUUGUAUUGAAUAGUGCUACUGAAUCUGGAGCUGAUAAAGACAAUCUUCUAUUAGAUAUUGAGGAUGCCUCUACAGACACGUUGAUUAAUUGGUCUAAUAACGGUAAUAAGUCAAUAUUAUAAAUCUCCUUUGUAUAAAUGUUAUGACAAUAUGUAUUUAUACCCGUUUGUGAUUGUUGAAUAAUGAUUUAAAUAUUUGCAUUUAUGUUUUAUAUAUUUUUAUUUGCUUUUGAUUUUCUUAAUAUAACUGUUAGGUAUAUACCGCUAUCAUUGAUACACUUAUCAUAUUUAUUGAACUCAGUUCUUGGUAUAAUUGAGUACACGUACCUGUUUAAUAUUAGAUAAAAAAAAUUAAAGGUAAUUUUCAGAGAUUAUCAUGUGUACACAUUGAAAAUCUAUGAAUUGAUAAAAUUUAAGGAACUCGUGUGAAAUUAUUUUUGUUAUAUAAUAUAAUAACCACAAAAUAUCAAAAUACGUGUUACCACGUGUUAUUUAUUACAUUUCGAAUAUUAAUAGGCAUAUAUCUAUUUCUUAUUCCUGUUAGUUUCAUUUAGUUUAGUUUGCUGAAUAGUAGAACGUUCGUUCGUUAUCCUAACACUAUUACUAGUUGAUUCAAAAUACUACAAUUACAAUUUCUCCAGAUAUCCAGAAACAUAAAUAAUAUAUAAUUAAACCUUUAAAUUUAUAGUUAUAAUGUAUAUAGUCUCUGUGAAUCUAGUUUUUUUUUUUGUGAAAUACAUAUAUUGUUCCAUAAAUAUGUAAAUACCACUACAAAUAUCUUGAAUAUGUUAUGAACAUACUCACAAUGUUACUUAAAUUAUUACCAUAUUGUAAUUAUUCCAUAACCUAAACCAUUAAUUUUAUUAUCUAUAUAAAUUAGGAACGUAUAAUACAAUAGAAACAAACAUAAUAUUUUUGUUUUGAUAUGGAACAUAUAUUUACAACUCGAAAUGGUACAUUUUUGGUAGUGAUUAAUAUUGGUAAUUAAGUUACGUACACUGCACCUAAUUAUUACAGCAUAUUGUUAAGCAAGGACAUCUUAUUACCGUUAUAUAUACAUAUUUAUUGAGCUUUAAACACAUCGAAUAUUAUUUGGGAAUGUAAUGAUUGGAAAAGUUAGUUUGUAUUUUUAGGCAAACUAAUGUUUUUUCGUAUCAAUUCUGCCGUAAUGAAAAUAGUUCUAUAACUUUCUAUAUUCAAUGCAUAAAUAUAAUAGUAAAGUUGUAAUGAAUCUGCACGAACGAGGUUAUCAAAUUAUCGUCUAUAUAUAUAGUACUAUAUAUAUAUACAUAUAUUAGUAUCUCAAAUUAUCGUCUCGAAAUGGCUAGUUACAAUAUCAUAAAGUUUUUAGUGUAGAAUACUUAGAUUUUCAGUCAAGAUUGUAAUAUUUUUUUUAUUUUUUAUUGUUAAUCGUCUCAUUUCUAUUGGAAACUGUGUUGAAUUGGAAAUUAGUUUCAGUAAUGACUUAUGUCCUUACGAAUAUAUCUAGUUAAUAAAGAUUCUAUUGAGUUCAUAAUUAUUAUAACUAAUAUAAUAUAUAUUUCUUGAAUAAUAAUGCAAAUAAUAGUUAAGAUAUAGUGCCAUGUUUUUUUCUUAAAUCUUCUCAUAUUUUACAACUAAGAAUUUAGAUGAAAAUGGAAUACUUAAUAAAUCUAAAAUAUAAAACUAAAACUAAUGGCUAUAUAAUUGUGAAGUAAUUUCAUCGAAUUAUUCUCAACAGAAAUUAAACUAUAUUAAACUAUAUCAUAGGAGUUAAUCCACCUAUUUUGACUAAAAGUGUAUAAUGUACAAUAUAAAAAUAUUUUGUUACUUAAUUUAUUAAAGUGGUUACAUAGUAGCUUAAAGAAAGGAAAUAAAAGAAGAAAGAAGAAAGGAAAACAUUUAAGAUAUUUUUGAUUUACUUCAGAUUUGAUUUUUUAACAAACUUCAGACAAAAAUGUCAAUAUCACUUCUGAUAUUCAUUAUUUCUAAGGUACGAUAUAAAAUAUGCCUUCAAUGUACUUAACACUUGUAAUACAUUUUACUAAAUCAUUGUUUACUUAAUAUUAUUGUACAGAUUGUUGCAAUGUUUAUUACCUAUUCAAGCUUCUAUUAUAGUAUAUUCUUAAAUAAAGAUUGUAUAUAAAUUCACAUACAUAUAUACAUUAACAAAUAUAAUUUAUUAAAAGUAAAAAAAUAUCGUUACUUAUCACUGUAUUCUAAUAGAGUGACAUUAAUCAAAGUAAAGUAAGAGGAAUAAAGCUUUAUAUGUUCUUACAGUUCCUUACAAUAAAUUUGAUCGAAUGAAAAAUAAAAAUGUUACAUAAUUUUAAUGAGAACAUACUAUAUAGAUACUAUAUUGCUUAUUAAUUACUUGAUCACGCCUUUAAUAAUAUUCAUUAAUAUAGAAUAGGUAUUUAGGAUAAACUAAUUAAUACAGACAAGAUGGCGGGCUCUAUCUGGCAAAUAAUUGUGAGUACUUUGUUAUACUAUUUUUAAUAGGAACAUAAUAGCUUUUUAAAAUUACUAAUAGGUACAUAUUUACAUAAUUUUGUACUUACCCUUAUUGUAAUCGGCCAAUGAAAUAUUUUAGUAUUGCCUAGACUUCGAAUAUUAUUUUUUUUAUAAAUAAUUUUCAGUAUUUAUGACAUAUCUAAUAAUAAAUAGGUAUAUUUUCUUAAUAUAAAACACUAGUAAAUAUAUGUAGGUAGAACGACCACAGUGCAAAUUUAAAAGCAUGAAACUUGUAUAUUUUUAUGAACAAAAGGAAUAUCACAGAAUAGGUUUUGGUCAGAAUAUUUUAAUAGAUUUUUGGCCUUGAUUUGUAUUUGAACGUGUUGUUAAUGGUCAUUUUAUGUUCAAAACCUAACAUAUUAGCUGUUUUAUAUUGUAGAUAAAUCUCCUUAAAUAGAAAUAUAAUUUUGUUGUACUGUUGUGAUCAAGAUAACUUAAAUAAUAUUGUUUUGAGAAUAUUCCGGGCCGUAUAAGGCAAAUUUAUAUUUUUUUUAUUCAAGUACUAUAUUUAAAUGUAAAAAAUCAUAUAUUUAUGUACGACGUACGUAUCAUUUAUGCAAGUAAAAUUUUGAAUUUAUAUUUUCCCUACUGACCAGUUCAAGUAAUAAAUUCAGUUAAGAACUAGGUAGGCACUUUGUAUAUUACAACUAUUAAAUUGUACUUACACUUUAUUUAAUAUCAUAUCUGAGCAUUCCAUUACUCAGGUAUUUGUACUUCAGGUAAUCGUUUUCUAGUUGUUUUCAUCAUACACUAGAAGGCAGAUUUUUGUUCAAGAUGGGAAAUCUGCUAACCUGUUUUCCGCUGAAUACUUGAAUAUUGAAUUUAAUUCAGUAUAGUUCGAAACAAGUAUUUCCAUAGCAUUUAUAGAAACAGUUGUAUUGAACUAUUAUUUAAUGUCUAAAUCAUAUUUGCAGUAGAUCUUUAAAUACUUACAAAAAACAUAUCAGCAUUUGCACUAUAUUUAUGGAUAAUGAAUAAGUAUGAACCGUGAAUGAAAGUUGAGAGCAUAACGUUUUCUUAAAUACAAUAGUAAAGAUUGUUUGAUUGUUAUAUCCCAGGAGGCUUAUCAACAACUCGACUUACAAAAAACAAACUUUUGUUAAUAAUCAUAAGAUGCUUGUUUAAUAUUAACAGGUCUUGUAAAGGCCUAAAAACUAGUUAAAAGGGUCUAUUUUCUAUUCACUUAGCACUAUUUGUAUCUAUUGUUGUAAUUAUCACAACUUAAGCUUUGGACUGUGAUAAUAAACGAGAGAGUAAGUAAAUUAUUGUAUAAAUUAUAUUUUUUGUAACUUUCAUAUUUUUUGCAAAUUGUGAUUGUAAUGUAUUCACUCUCUGUCGUUGAUAGAACUAAAAUUACUUUCUAAUCUGUUAUUGAAGGUUGUUGAAGUGAUAUGUGUAGUUUCGAUAGAUAAGUGAAUAAGUAAGUAGGUAAGCAAGUUUUUGAAAAUAGUUUUCAUAACCAAAGCGUACUUGGCCUGCCAACGUUGUAACAGCAUUGUGAAGUGAGGUUGUUUCUAAUAAAGAUUACAAAUUUUAUAAAA